This is a messenger RNA of Physella acuta, 1895 nucleotides long. Its product is annotated as nuclease SbcCD subunit C. NCBI's taxonomy places the organism in Eukaryota, Metazoa, Mollusca, Gastropoda, Physidae. Gene Ontology annotation, molecular function: protein binding. The record is from RefSeq and is a predicted model, not a curated record.
UUUUUAAAAUAUGGCGGCUUAUUUACUUCUGUAGAUGCCAGUCGUGUUGGCUUGUUUCUCAUUUCAUUUAUGUCCAAGCUUGUUACAGAACGCACAAACUAGUUUGAAGAACAAACAAAAAUUAUGGAACCUGGCAAUGAAGCUGUCAAAACUACUGCAGACAAAACUAAGGCUGAGUUAGGAGAUAAAAAUGUCAACUCAUCUUUCACCUUCAGAAAGCCUUUCCCAGAAGUUAAAGCAGCGACCUCAGCACGGUUGGGUGGAGCAUCACAAACUUUAACACCACAAACUACAUCAACAGAAAAAUAUGAAGACAGUAAAUCAACAAUUCAAGCGGCUAAACAAUUUCUACAAACAGCGAAAAUAAUCAGUCGACUAGAACUUAUAGAGAAAGCUCUAUUUUCUCUUCAAGACAGCAAACAAAAGACUGAAGAUGACAUAUCAGAAAUAAAACAAUGGAGAGACAACUUGCAGACAGAAAAAAAUAAUAUGGCAGAACAAUUUUGUAAUCAACAAAAACAAAAUCUUGAAAGCCUCAGACAAAAAAUAAGAGAACAAGAUGACAAAAUAAAGGAGCUGAACAAAGAAAUUGAGAGUUUAAAAGAAAAGGAAGCACAGUCAAACAAAACACUAGAAAAACUUUCUCUAAAAAUCAAAGAAUAUGAAAACAACUUAAACCCAAUAAAUCAAGAGAUGGAACUUAAGACAGAUAGUCUAACCCAAGAAGUUAGAAUUCAUUGCUCUCUGGUGUCUUCUAUACAAGACCAACUACAAGAAAACAUGCUACAUACAACUUGUAACUUAAAUGAGUUAUAUGCUAAGUUUGAAAAUCAAGCGAAGGAUGUUUUGAAGCUUGAAAAUCAAUUAAAGGAUGUUUUGAAGCUUGAAAAUCAAGUAAAGGAUGUUUUGAAGCUUGAAAAUCAAGUAAAGGAUGUUUUGAAGCUUGAAAAUCAAGUAAAGGAUGUUUUGAAGCUUGAAAAUCAAGUAAAGGAUGUUUUAAAGCUUGGAAAUCAAGCAAAGGAUGUUUUAAAGCUUGAAAAUCAAGUACAGGAUGUUUUGAAGCGUGAAAAUCAAGUACAGGAUGUUUUGAAGCUUGAAAAUCAAGUAAAGGAUGUUUUGAAGCUUGAAAAUCAAUUAAAGGAUGUUUUGAAGCUUGAAAAUCAAGUAAAGGAUGUUUUAAAGCUUGGAAAUCAAGUAAAGGAUGUUUUAAAGCUUGAAAAUCAAGUAAAGGAUGUUUUAAAGCUUGAAAAUCAAGUACAGGAUGUUUUGAAGCUUGAAAAUCAAGUAAAGGAUGUUUUAAAGCUUUCAACACCUUUGAACACAGUUAAAUCCCCUUCAUGUAAACCUUACAUCUGUCAAGUGCAUGUUGAUAGCAACACACCAGUAACCAGGGGAUCCAUUGUUUCUACAUUCUAUAAUGUGUGGGAACGUAACGGCUGCCAUUUUAAUCAGACAACGGGCAAGCUUGUAGCACCAGAAGAUGGCAUCUAUCUCGUCAUUGCAACCUUACUAGAGUAUGAAAAUAAACUAAUUCAAGUUAAUGUUUUAAUCGGGGAGGUGUUAUGCAAUGAAGUUUUUGUUACUACUGCCUUAACAUCAGCUUGUGGAUCAACCGUUGUUUCCAUAAAGAAAGGGGGAGAACUUUUCUUUCAAGUGGCUCAAGCUGAUGCAGGGGCAAAACUGCAAAGAGGCAGUGGUUUCACCAUUGUUAGAUUAUAAAAAUAAAGUCUGUAUUUUACUUAAUUAUAAAAAUAAAGUCUGUAUUUUACUUAAUACAUUUGGUGUUGUAAAAAUAAUUCUCUGUAUUUUACUUAAUACAUUUGGAGUUAGAUUGAAAAUAUAAAUAAAAUGUCUUAUAUAACUUAAUACAUUUGGUGUUAGAUUUAAAAUAUAAA